CUGAAGGAUGCAAUUUGUCUAAUUGAGGAUCGUUUAUAUUGGGUUUCUCUGAGGAGGACUCCAUCGGCCUAUGACAAUCCUCAAUCAACUUUUGUCAUGCUUGACGAGAGAUAUGUUUAUGAACCAUUCUGUCAUGAUUUUGGUCCUGUAAAUUUAGGAUAUACUGUAGAAAUAUGUAGACAUAUUGAUAACUUGUUAAGGACAACAAAUAAGAGAAUAGUAUUAGUGACAAGUUUUGAUGGUCAAAAGAGAGCAAAUGCUGCAUUCUUGGCAGCUGCCUACAUGGUCAUUUCUCAGGAUAAGACAGCAGAAGAUGCAUGUAAACCUUUCAAUUUUGUUUAUCCUCCUCUCAUUCCUUUCAGGGAUGCCUCUCAAAAUUUAUCAACAUUCAGCUUGUCAAUUUUGGAUUGUUGUAAAGGUCUUGUUAAAGGAAUAUCCCUUGGAUUUUUCAAAUACAAUUCAUUUGACGCUGAGGAAUACCUUAGACUUGAAAAGGUCGAAAAUGGAGACAUUAACUGGGUAGUGCCCGGUAAAUUUUUGGCCUUUUCAUCACCAUCUAGUAGAAGAAUUUCAAGUGAUGGAUAUGUACAUUUAACUCCAGAGGAUUAUAUUUCUCCUUUCAAACAGUGGAGAGUGUCAGCAAUUGUUAGAUUGAACAGAGCUCUCUAUGAUCGAAAGAAAUUCAUCAGUAAUGGAAUUAAUCAUUUCGAUUUAUACUUCCCAGAUGGAAGUACACCAAGUGAGGAUCAUAUCAGGAAAUUCCUUCAAAUAGCUGAAGAGGAGUCUAUCAUUGCAGUCCAUUGUAAGGCAGGUCUUGGAAGAACUGGAACAAUGAUUGCCCUCUACAUGAUGAAACAUUACCAAUUCACAGCAACUGAAGUCAUUGGAUGGCUCAGAGUAUGUAGACCUGGUAUGGUUAUUGGAAUUCAACAGCAAUUUUUAAAGGAAAAACAAGCCAAAAUG
This is a messenger RNA of Naegleria gruberi, 963 nucleotides long. RefSeq lists its product as uncharacterized. Gene Ontology annotation, molecular function: protein tyrosine/serine/threonine phosphatase activity. Gene Ontology annotation, biological process: protein dephosphorylation; microtubule cytoskeleton organization; regulation of exit from mitosis. The transcript has 2 exons. Lineage: Eukaryota; Heterolobosea; Eutetramitea; Acrasida; Naegleriidae. The record is from RefSeq and is a predicted model, not a curated record. The annotation marks the transcript as partial.